CUCUCUCUUUCUUCCAAUAUUCUGAAUCGUCGCAUUUACAAUCUGCAAAUCAUCAGCGAUGAAUCCUCCUCCGCCGCGAAACCCAACCUGUGAUCCCGGGCCUGAACCGAACACUAAACCGGCUUCACAGAGCGAGGAAUCCUCCGCCCCAACGGAAGUCUCGUCGAUGAAACCUCCGCCUCCCAGAAACCCUAACCCACCUGAUCUCGACGCAACGGAAGUAGCAAACUCCGAUCUAACCGUAGAUUCCAAGGAAGUUUCCUUCGCUGCAGACUCGAAUAAUCCACCCCGUGCUCGAUCCGCGAAGCAGAGCCCCGUCCCGUACACUAUUCCAGAGUGGAGCGGCCCUCCUAGCCAUCGAUUUCAGCUUGAAGUCCUCAAGGAAGGCGCAAUCGUCGACCGUUUAGACGUGUAUGAGAAAGGAGCUUACAUGUUUGGACGUGACAUACUCUGUGAUUUUUCUCUUGAGCACCCAUCGAUUUCACGGUUUCAUGCUGUUAUUCAGUACAAGAGAAGUGGUGUAGCUUAUCUAUUUGAUCUUGGAAGCACUCAUGGAACUUUAAUUAACAAGAAUAAGGUUGACAAAAGGGUUUAUGUGGACUUGCAUGUUGGCGAUGUUAUUCGAUUUGGCGGUUCGACUCGUCUGUACAUUUUCCAAGGACCUUCAAAGUUAAUGCCACCAGAGAGAGACUUGCAAUUAAUGAGAGAAGCAAAGCUGAGACGGGAGAUGUCAGAACGGGAAGCUUCACUUCGGCGUGCAAGACAACAAGCAUCCAUGGCUGAUGGUGUUUCAUGGGGCAUGGGGGAAGAUGCUAUUGAAGAAGAAGAGGAGGAUGUUGAAGAAAUCACGUGGCAAACGUAUACGGGAGAACUCACACCAAAACAAGAAAAAACUAAGGAGAAAGUAUUGAAACGGUUGGAGAAGAUUGGCCAUAUGAAGAAAGAAAUAGCUGCUAUUCGAGCUAAAGACAUUUCUCAGGGUGGAUUAACACAAGGACAACAAACACAGAUCGCCAGGAAUGACCAGAGAACAGCCGAGCUUCUCGAAGAGCUUGAGACCUUGGAGGAGACACUAAAUGACAGCAUCCGAGAAAGUUUGGGUGCAAAAACAGGGAGAAAACCAAACAGUAAGAAGAAAGGAACUGUAGAAGAUGAGGAAGACUUCUCAAGUGAUGAAGAUGACUUCUAUGAUCGGACCAAGAAGAAGAAACCAUCAACACAGAAAGGCACCGAAAGCCAAACUGUGGAAACGGUUGACUCUCUUCUAGAAAAGCGAGACAAAGUUUUGAAAGAAGUAGAAGAAAAGAAUGAACAGCUUUCGGCAGAGAAGAAUAAGAUGGAGACAGAGACUGUCCCAGAGGUUUCUUCGGGAGACUCCCUUGAUGCAUACAUGACAGGGCUUUCUUCAACACUUGUGCAAGAUAAAACUGCUCAGAUCCAGCAAGAGUUGUCCACGCUUCAGUCAGAAUUGGAUAGGAUUUUGUACCUCCUAAAGGUUGCUGAUCCAAGCGGAGAAGAGGUUAAGAGAAAGGAGUUGAAGUCACAAGAACCGAAAAUGAAGAAAUCUGAAAUUCCUCCUGUAGAAAAGAAGAAGAGCCUACCUUUAAAAGCAGCUGAUGCUGAUGAGAAUAGAGAGAAAGAGGUGGGCAAAGAUAUAGAGGACUCGAACAGUAAGCCUGAAGUUGAAACCAAAGCAAGUGAAACAGCUGAAGAGAAGAAGACCACUGUGUUUGUUCCAACAAAACCCCAAUGGCUCGGUUCCUCUGCAAACAAAGACACAGUUGAAGAGAAGAAAUCUGAGACUGUAGAUGCUGCUGCUGCUAGUGCUACUGGUAGCACAGAUGAUGGUGAUGGGUUUGUUGACUAUAAAGAUAGAAAGACAAUGAUUGAAGGUGCAACAGGAUUGAUUAUAAGAAAACGGAAGCAAGAAGACAAGAGCAAAGAAGAAGAUGAAAUAGCAAAGGAAAAGGAAAAGGAAAAGCAAGCGGAGGUCAUGGCACAAGACGCAGUUGCUCUCUUGUUGAAACAUUCUGUAGGACAUCAUAUAAACAAAGAAGACGAAGGAGUCAGUAAAAAGGAAGAAAGUAAGCAAGGAAGUGGCCGUAGUAGAAAGAAAAAGAAGACGGAUAAAAAAGUACUUGGUCCUCAUAAACCAGAAUAUCUGGAUGAAACCACAGAUUAUGAUUCAUCAUGGGUACCUCCCAAAGGACAAUCUGGUGAUGGACGGACGUCUCUGAAUGAUCGUUUGGGAUACUGAUAGGCAUUUUAGUCGCCAAGAGCAAACCAUGGGAUCAAGAAAAGGUCAUAAGUGUAGCUUUAAACAUGUCAAGUUUGCAAUUUUCACUUUCGGUGGAGAUUUAUUGGUCACAUUCGCAGUGUUUAAUGCUGUAAGUUGAAAGUGUGAAGUGCUUCUUUGGUGGCUUUAUUCCCUUGGUUAAAUUAAGCUUCAACUAAAAGCAUAGCCCUCUUCUCUACCAAAAGAAACAACAUUUGAUUUCAGUGCAUAAUGUGUUAUUUGAUUUUAAGCUG
Brassica oleracea var. oleracea is the source of this 2529-nucleotide messenger RNA. RefSeq names its product kanadaptin. The transcript is spliced from 12 exons. The record is from RefSeq and is a predicted model, not a curated record. Lineage: Eukaryota; Viridiplantae; Streptophyta; Magnoliopsida; Brassicales; Brassicaceae. Gene Ontology annotation, molecular function: mRNA binding; protein binding. Bases 59 to 2257 code for a protein of 732 amino acids.